This is a messenger RNA of Lachancea sp. 'fantastica', 1284 nucleotides long. Lineage: Eukaryota; Fungi; Ascomycota; Saccharomycetes; Saccharomycetales; Saccharomycetaceae. The record is from the annotation of a GenBank genome assembly.
AUGACUGAGAGCUCUCCUGAUGCCUCAAUACAGGCUCGAAAUGCUCCUGCAAGUCUCACAGCGGUGAAUGCUUUCUCGACAGAGUCUAGUCCAGAUGUCAAGACGCCCUUUUCAGAAGAAGCGAGUGCAAUACCAGAGACAUCUGAGAAACCAGCGGAUGAUUUGACCACAGAAGCCGAGAAAGGUGAUACCAAUAAGGUCGAAGAAGUCACCACCAAUGAGGUCGAGGAAGCCGCUCUCAAUGGAGCUGAGGAAAGUGCUACUAAAGGAGCCGAGGAAAGUGCUACUAAAGGAGCUGAGGAAAGUGCUACUAAUGGAGCUGAGGAAACUGCUGCUAGUGGAGCUGAGGAACUCAAAAAGGACGACCAAGAACAAAUCAAUGCAGCAGCUAUGGAAGCCACGGAACCCAUCGUUUCUGUUGGUGACGAUAAUGACAACAAAGAAAGAGAUUCUUUGAACAAGCCAGAGAAUCAAAUCUACCAAGCAGAUGUUGAAAAUGAAGGCGAUGGCGAUGGCGAUAACGACUCAAUAAUUGACAUAGUAUCUGAGAGUGAGGUCAAUGAAGCUGCAAAACAACUGCUUAGUGCAAAGGCUCCCCAAAUAAAUGUCAACUACAAAAAUGAGACUUUCUUGUUGCUGGGUGAAUACGAUGGAGACAACGCAGGAGAACGGGAUAGCAGUAAAAUUAUAUGCAAGGAUUCUGCUGACUUGCACCGUGGUUGUCAUAUCAUAUUUGGCCGGCUGCGAUUAUUCUUGCAGAAUGUUAAUCGCCCACUCGAUUUGCUCUCGCGGGAGUUGAAGAUGGAAUUCCCUGACUUGGAUUUGAUCAUGGAAGAAGACAACAUGUACAACAAGGACAUUACCAUCAAUGACAUCGUGUCAAUAUUCAAGAUUCUGAAGGACAAUUCGAUCAAAAAAUGUGAAGCGAAUGUACCUACUAUCAUUACUAUAAAUGUGAGCACAAAGCCGCGAUUUGUCUCACGCUACAACUCACUGGUUGAAAUGCUCACUGGUGACGCUACGUUUUCGAAUAUUCGGGUGUUCAGCAAUGAUGAAAGUCACCCAGUGGUGCUCGACGACGGCGAGCAGAUUGAGAAUAAAGACACGGAGGUAAUUGUGAUGUCGUCUGGCGAUGAGAAAGAAGAAAGCGUUGUGGACCAAGAGUCAAAUGAGGCCUCUACCACUACUACAGAGCAGCCUCUCGAGAAAAGCUUUGUGAACGCUUUACGUCCUGAGUCGCCAGGGGCUCUCAAACGGAAAAGAGAUGCAGAGGAGCAACACUGA